Solea senegalensis (Senegalese sole) is the source of this 2427-nucleotide messenger RNA. Its product is annotated as MYCBP-associated protein-like. Lineage: Eukaryota; Metazoa; Chordata; Actinopteri; Pleuronectiformes; Soleidae. The record is from RefSeq and is a predicted model, not a curated record. The coding region runs from base 1 to 2106 and encodes 701 amino acids. The transcript has a single exon.
AUGGACCCUGACUCUCCGCCUCUGGGAUGCUCAGGACAGGAAGGGCUUCUGUUUGAUGACCAAGGAAUGGUUCUUCCCCAUAGCAUCCUGGGAAGUUUAGAGGAUUUUAGAAGCUAUCUAGAGGCCAAAGGUGAGACAGAGUUGGUAAAGCGACUACCAAAGUCUCAAAGAGAUCCUCCACGUGGGAGAUAUAAGUGUGAGGCUGUGGAGUGUCAGGUCUCUUCAGAACACAGAAACCUACAGAGUAAUGCCCUGCAGAACUGGAACACACACAUGAGGCAGCGCAAACGACAGCAGGACUAUUUAUCAAACCUGCUCAACAAACCGACCAAGACUUUACUGAUGAACUCGGCAAACAAUUUCAGAGAAGUACAAGAGCAAAGGGAAUUUCUAAACCAAGUCAUGCCGUUCAUCCACUCUGGAUAUGGUUAUCGUGUCGGCAGUGAGUUUUGGAGUCUCCCCCCGCAUUUGGGGGAUGAAAUAAGUGGCAUCACAGCCACUCUGACUCAGACACAGCAGGGCAGAUGGAAACCAGUCACGUAUAUAGGACAACCAAGCAGCAUCUGCAGGGAAUCAAGUGCUGAGACUUCUCGUGCAGCCUCUUGUACUUGGAACCAGAGCUCAUACCUCCAGCACCAGUACCAGCUGCUGGGGGAGUUUUUACAGGACAUGACCAUCCAAAAGCCUGACUUGAGUGUAUUGGAGGUGAUAGGCUCUGGCAAGCCACUCACAUUUAUCACAGAGUGUCAGAGUCCCUUAGUGGAGAAGGAGAUGGAGCAUGAGGAGGAGAUGGGAAAGAGCAUUGAUCCACAGAACAAUGAAGGCCCCUCUGUUCUGCUCAUUCCUGCCCUGAGGUUCUGUGGUCAGCUUGCUCACUGGACUGGAAACUCUGCCACGAAGCAUGGAGAAGUAGGAAUCAGUGCCACAAUAAUCUUUGAGGGUUUGACUGAAGACAUCGCCACAUCCCAUCUGGAGAUGUGCAAUGAAGGCAGCACGGCCAUUUUCUUCAGCUGGCAGCAGCUUCCCAUGACACAAAGCUUUCAUAAUCUGCAAUCGCAAACAAAACACCGAAACUUCUACUUCAAUUCCUCUUCUGGUGUGAUCCUUCCUGGUGACACCCGGCGCGUGGAGUUUAUAUUCAAGUCAGAGAAGCCAGGAAUCAGAACGGAAGUAUGGCAGCUCACCACCCACCCUGUGCUGCUUCAAGGAGCCUCACUACAGGUUGUGUUGAGAGGGGUGUCUCUGUACCAGGACAAGACUUCUGAUCAAAGGCUUUUCAUAGAGAGCAAGCUGGAAAAGAUGAUGACCGUAAAUAUGUGUCAGUCGAUUUUGUGCGAUGUGCUGCGUGGCAUUCGAAGCCCUGAGAGACCCAGCUCUCCUGCUGAGCUCUACGUCACUGAAGAGCAAAGGUUUCUUGAUAAAAACCUAAAGUUGCAGUACCUUUAUCAGCCAGUGGAGGACCUGAAGAGACUGUAUCAAAAAGUAAAUCCAGAGCACACCUGGGACUUCUCUGUUGAUACUCUUCAACAAGCUUUGCUGUCUCUUCCUGAGAAUGCUCAGGACACCAUCACCAAAGAAACGAGCUUGGCUCAGCUCAACUCUCUGCUUGUUGACCUUUCAAAACCUCCUGAACUGAAAAACUGCCAUCUAACAGCAGCGGCUGUCGGGCACCAGCUGUGGGUGGUACUCCUGGACAGGAUGGCAGAUGAGGCUAUGAGCCUUCGAAACCUGCUGGGCCUCCCCGAAAACAAAACAUGGACGUCUACCAGCGUUAACUCCUGCAUGUCUGAUGGCAAUUUAACAACAGGUGAAAUAUUUAAUGAGAAAUCAGUGGAGGAUAGCAAAAAGAAGGGGAAAAAAAAAGAGGAAGUUGGGAAGCGCACCAAAGAAAAGCACGGGAGGGUGACUUCUUCACUGACUGAUUCUGAAAGCAUCGGUCUGCAUCUUUACGAUGACCCAAAUGAGGAACCAGAGGUUUCGGACAUUUACACAAGGCUCCUGCACAAAAAGGUGUAUGCUUUGAUGGGAGACCUGGUGGACGACCUGUGUGGCCUGAUGGACGAGGGGGCAAAGGAGGACACCACAUGGAAAAUAGGAGAUAAGUAAACAGAUGUCUCCAUGUCUGCUGAUACACAUUUGACCAAUUGUUAAGUAUUUGUCACAACCACACAGCUUCUAUUGUUUUGUAGAUUAUUAGAUCACUGCCCAUGAGGUUCACACAAGCACAUUGAAAUAUCACAAAUACUCUUUAGUUACUUUAACAAAACAAAAUAAAUACUGAGCAACUAUUUUGCGUCUGUAUUUCCUGAUCUAACAAGAAUCAGACUGUGGCCUUUUUAAAAAUCUGUGUAGUUUUGCUUGUUUUUCAUGUAAAAAUGUCUUUCUAGUCUUGAUGACCAUGUGAGGUACUAUACUGUACCAUUGUGC